AUGUAUCACUCAACCAACAACACACAUUUGCUACUCUACCCUUGUCCCGGCUACGGCCAUGUUAUCCCUUCACUCGAACUCGCCCACCACCUCCUCCGCCGCGGCCUCACCAUCACCGUCAUCAUCUCCGCCGCCGACCUCCCACUCAUUGACCCUCUCCUCUCCUCAUACCCUUGUUCUCUACACAGGCUUCUCUUCUCUUAUCCAAAAGUUCACCCAUCCCCACAACCCCUUAUAGCCAAAAUACUUUCAACACAACAACUAUUUGAUCCCAUUGUUAAAUGGUUCAAAUCCCAUCCUUCACCGCCUGUGGCCAUCGUCUCCGACUUCUUUCUCGGGUGGACUAGCGAUCUCGCUUCCCACCUAGGCAUUAAACGAGUAAUGUUUUCGACUUCUGGUGCUCUUGGUUCUUCCAUUUUUCACGCGUUAUGGCGAGACAUGCCCGAUAUUAACAAACAAAACAAUGACAAAGAUGAAAAUUUCUAUAUUUCCUUUCCGGAAAUCCCUAACGCGCCAAAAUUUCCUUGGUGGCACUUGCCACCAGCGUCGCGUUGUUUUAAAAACGGAGAUCAAGAUUUUGAAGCUUUCAGGACGACAAUAUUGGCUAAUAUGAGAAGCUGGGGAAUUGUGUACAACACAUUUGAAGGUUUGGAAGGGGUUUAUAUUGACCACAUUAAGAAACAAAUGGGCCAUGAUCGUGUUUGGGCCAUAGGCCCAUUACUUCCUGACGAACAUGGCCCAAUGAAUAGUGCAAGAAACGGGUCCAGUGCGGUCCCACCUCAUGACCUUCUCAUGUGGUUGGAUAGCAAACCUGUUGAUUCUGUAGUAUAUAUUUGUUUUGGUAGUCGAGCCACAUUAAGUGAGAAGCAAAUGUGUGCAUUGCUAGGCGCACUCAAGCUUAGUAACAUCAACUUUAUCUUUAGUGUGAAGGCAAGUGAUUCAAGCUCUAUGAUCCUUAGCGGGUUCGAAGACGAUAUGGUGGCCCGUCAAGGGUUCGUAGUCAAAGGUUGGGCCCCACAACUGGCUAUACUUAAACAUCGGGCCGUAGGCUCGUAUCUGACUCACUGUGGGUGGAACUCGAUUUUGGAAGGAAUUGCGGCAGGUGUGAUGAUGUUGGCGUGGCCAAUGGGUGCGGACCAAUUUGCAAAUGCUACACUACUGGUUGACCAGUUGGGAGCUGGGAAACAAGUUUGCGAGGGUGGGCCCGAGCUUGUUCCUGACGUGAACGAGCUGGCCCGAUUGUUGGAUGAGUCAUUGAAUGGUGAUUUGCGUGAGCGAAGUAAGGUUAAGGAGCUAAGCGAAGGCGCCAUGAAGGCGGUCAAAGAAGGAACAUCGAUAAGGGAUUUGGAUCUGUUUGUCAAGCUUGUAUCUGAGCUUUGA
Helianthus annuus (common sunflower) is the source of this 1380-nucleotide messenger RNA. Its product is annotated as flavonol 3-O-glucosyltransferase UGT89B1. Gene Ontology annotation, molecular function: UDP-glycosyltransferase activity. The transcript has a single exon. The record is from RefSeq and is a predicted model, not a curated record. The coding region runs from base 1 to 1380 and encodes 459 amino acids. Lineage: Eukaryota; Viridiplantae; Streptophyta; Magnoliopsida; Asterales; Asteraceae.